Molecule: messenger RNA, 885 nt
Organism: Dibothriocephalus latus
Lineage: Eukaryota; Metazoa; Platyhelminthes; Cestoda; Diphyllobothriidea; Diphyllobothriidae
Source: the annotation of a GenBank genome assembly
AUGUCAUCAGAUAAACAACAGUUGAUAGGUGUAGUUGACCAGGGCACUAGCAGCUCACGCUUUAUCGUAUUUUCGGCGACAACCGGUGACAUUGUCUCUCGGCAUCAAAUUGAAAUUGAUCGAGAGCAUCCGCAUUCUGGAUGGGUACAACAAUCUGCAGCGGACAUAUACAGCGCUACUCUUCGUUGCAUGAACGAGGAGAUUGCCGCCAUUGGUAUUACUAAUCAACGCGAGACCUCGAUUGCCUGGGAUUCAAAGACUGGUGAACCAUUAUGCCCUGCGAUCGUGUGGUCCGAUUCCAGAACAUCAGAUUUAGUACAGAAAUUUAUCUCGAAGACACCAACCAAAGAAAAAAAUGCUUUCCAGCGUCUCAGUGUGGGUACAGUGGACAGCUGGGUUGCCUAUAAGUUGACCGGUGGCGCGUCGGGUGGUCAGCAUCUGACAGAUGUUACGAAUGCCAGCCGUACCCUGCUGUUUAACAUUAAUACUCUCGAGUGGGACCCAGAACUUUGCAAGUUCUUCAAAAUUAGUAGGAAAAUCUUACCAAAGGUCAUCAGUUCUGCCGAGACUUAUGGCACCGUCAAGGACCCUGAAUGCAGUUUGAAGGGUGUUACCCUGGGUGGUAUCCUAGGUGACCAACAGGCUGCUCUUGUCGGACAGACCUGGGACCCUAACCCCGAUCCCAGCUGCCCAAGACCUCACGUGAAAGUAACUUACGGUACUGGCGCCUUCUUGCUUUGGGAUAUUGGAACGACGCCAAGCUUCUCAUCCCAGGGAAUUCUCACCACAAUUGCCUACAAGAUGGGCAAAGAUGCUACGCCCCACUACGCUCUCGAGGUGAGGCCUGUUCUACCUUUUCUUCCGGCAUGCUCUGCUAACGAAUAA